This is a messenger RNA of Lucilia cuprina (Australian sheep blowfly), 1456 nucleotides long. RefSeq lists its product as uncharacterized. The record is from RefSeq and is a predicted model, not a curated record. Bases 69 to 1316 code for a protein of 415 amino acids. The transcript is spliced from 5 exons. Lineage: Eukaryota; Metazoa; Arthropoda; Insecta; Diptera; Calliphoridae.
UCUAUGAGACAACUUAGCACAGUCUUGGUCGGUUAGUCUUAAAAGAAAUUUUCAGCUGUUCGAACAUAAUGGAAUUGCAAGCAAAUUUAGAAAAUGUUUUACAAAAAGUAAAUAAUUUUAUAAAUAUUGACGCUAAACGGCAAAUUUACGCAGCGCAUUUUGACAAUUUAAAAAAUACAAUUUUUAAUGAGUUGCGAAAGAAUGAAGUAUUGGCAUACUUGUUCAACGGUUUCCAGUUGGCAGGCAGUUAUGGCGACAAUGUUAAAGUCACUGUACCCAAUGAAUAUGAUAUGGUAUUUAACAUCAAGUUCCCAGAACAACCAUUGAUUAUUGUUACGGCAGAUCAUGAGUUACCUGGUAAUGUUUUUCUAGACUUUACCCGAGUAAUACACAAAAUUGCAAAGGAAAAGCAACAUGAGAAAAUUUUACAACACCUUAAGCAGUGGCUUGACGAUGAAAAUUAUCUUAAAGUUGAAAAGUUUCAAUGGUUUCUUCGAAGUUGCUUUAUUGACGUUUUAACCAAAAUGAAUUUCAAGAUAACUUUUAAAGGAAGGACAUCUUCAUUACGUUAUAGUCGUGAAGGUCCCGCUCAUACUAUUAAAGUUACGGAAUCAUUGAAUUUUGAGUAUUCGGUAGAUUUUGUUCCUGGUAUAUUGUUAAACGCUAAUCAAUGUGUUACUUCAAAUAUUGUCGGCCAAUGGGAAGCUAUACCUAAGCCUACACCAACUAAUAAUCACCUGUACAAAUCAUUUAGAGCAUCGUUUUAUCGACAAGAACAAAACAUAAUAAAAAACCAACAACAAUUGAAAAAUGUUUAUCGCAUGAUGAAAAAAUUUAGAGAUUCCAAAACUAAUAUGUUGAAAAUGAAAAGUUACUUUAUCAAAACGCUCUUCCUAUGGAAGUCGAGCAGAGAAAAUGUGAGCUAUUGGUCCAAACCAUUAACGGAAAUAAUAAUUGAUAUGUUUAAAGACAUGGAAAAGAGCUUGCGUGAGGAAAAAUUACCCUUUUAUUGGGAUAGAAAGUUGAAUUUAUAUGAUAAUUAUCAACCCAGACUAAUGCGUGAAAUGUUAAAUUGUGUUGAAAGCGCCCGAGAGACAUUAGAAAAGGCAGCCAAGGAAUUAACUCUUCCUCUACAGAAAAGAGUUUUCUGUAUUUUUUUGGACAAAAAAGAACAAUCAUUGUUAGAGGCUCAAAAUAAUAAUGGACAUUUGACAAGCGAAAAUUGCAAUGCUACAAAUAUGCAAAUAAAAUUAAAUCAAACGCCAGCUUCAGUUGAGCCAAAACUAGAAGACAAGUCAAAAUGUAUUAUUUUAUAAACUAUUAUUCCACGAUAUAUGUAGGUACCUACCUACAAUACAAAAAAUAUUUUUAUAAUACAAUUUAUUUUAUACAUAAUUAUAGAUUUUUUAAAUUUUAGACAAAACUAUUUUUAAAAACAUGUUUUAUAACUAUGAUU